AUCAGGACCAACAGAAGGAACUGUCCUCUCCUAGAAACCCCAACGGUCAUUACAGACUAGUCAAGGAGAUACAUCCUUAAAGCAGCAAUGUCAGAUUGUACUUCUCAGAAUACAACACAAGGCCAAGUGGAUGUGGUUUUUGUCACUGUGUACUCGUUGGUCUUUGUUGCUGGAUUAGCUCUCAACCUCACUGCACUUGUAAUUUUUUUACGGAACUCUAAAUUACGGUUGCAUACCACUGUCUACAUGAUCCACCUAGCCUUUGCAGACCUUCUUCUGGUUUGUACCCUUCCUGUGCGGAUCUAUUACCAUGGGGGUUUUAGGGGACUGCCACAGAAAAUCUGUGAGUUUACUGGUCUAAUACUGUUAACUAACAUGUAUGGAAGCAUCUUCCUCCUCACAUGUAUUAGCUUUGACCGCUGCAUAGCAGUCUGCUUCCCACUGUCUUCUCGAGUUCGUGAGGGUCGCAAGAAAGCAUGGUGUGUUUGUCUGGGGAUCUGGCUCCUAACUUUAGGAACAAGCUUGCCAAUCUACUUCAAAAAUCAGCCCAUUACUCACAUCAACAGCUCUUCCAAUACAGAGCACUGUUUUAAUAGAUUUCCUAAAUAUGCCACUCAACCAGCUGCUCUCAUUUCCACACUAAUUGUUGGAUUUGGGAUCCCAUUAACUGUUAUGAUUCUCAGCUCAUGGGGGCUCCUCCGGGCUUUAAGUAAAAGCACUGCUGCCCAGACUAGUGAGCUAGUAGACAGCGGCAGGAUCAAGAGGAUGAUAACGACUAACUUGGCGAUCUUUCUGUUCUGUUUUCUGCCAUAUCAUUUUAUGCUAGUGUUGCUGUAUACUUAUACAGAUUCUAUUCUGCAAUGCUCACUAGUACCGGCUUACCAGUACAGCCUCAUGAUAGCUUGCCUGAAUGCAAUGCUGGACCCCCUUGCCUACUACUUCACCACAGAGACUUUCCGCAGGAAAAUAGAUGUAGAAGCUGUACGUAAAAUAUGGCGAAUGAACAGUCACUGCUCCGAAGGGAACAACCGCACUCCAGCCCCCCUCACUACAUAAGCUUGUAAGCUUAGACCCUUUUCACAUUUCCCAGUUUGGAAUGCAGAGGUAAACUGUAGGGGGCAUGGUGGGAUCUAAUAUGGACACCCCUCACAGAAUCUUCUGACAACCCCCGGAACAUUUGCUUCCAUGGCAUACCCAAAGAUUGCAUCUUAGUGCCGCCCCUAUAGUGGGGUAUUCUUCCAUACAGGUACCAUAGCAACUAUUAUAUUUGUGUUCGCAGUUGCUGCAUUAGUAAAAGACAAAAUCCGCUAUUAAGUUUCCACAACUGUCUAAAGAGAGACAUAAAUU
This is a messenger RNA of Myxocyprinus asiaticus (Chinese sucker), 1347 nucleotides long. Its product is annotated as lysophosphatidic acid receptor 6-like. Bases 88 to 1056 code for a protein of 322 amino acids. The transcript has 2 exons. Lineage: Eukaryota; Metazoa; Chordata; Actinopteri; Cypriniformes; Catostomidae. Gene Ontology annotation, molecular function: lysophosphatidic acid receptor activity. Gene Ontology annotation, biological process: phospholipase C-activating G protein-coupled receptor signaling pathway; positive regulation of Rho protein signal transduction. Gene Ontology annotation, cellular component: membrane. The record is from RefSeq and is a predicted model, not a curated record.